AUGCUUCCUGGGCUACGAACACUGCAUUUUGUGGAGGACGUUGUAGUGGACCGCCUGCGGUGGUGGCGCUCUCAGCAUGAGGCGAUGAUGGCAACAACGAUGAGGUCCACCGCACAUGGCCCACGGCUCUCUUCAUCUCUUUCCGUAGCGACAGAAGCACCGCGGCCGCGGGCACACUCUGCCCUGCCGCAUGGCUUCUCGACUCACCGUCGUGAGCGACUCUUGACGACGUUGCCGCCGCGUGACGUCUUGGCAUUGCGCCACCCACCGAUGCUUCUCUUUUUGCGGGGCGAGGCCACCGCGGAGCAGCGCGACAGCGUGCAGAUGGCGUUGCGUGAAGUGGAAGGAGCGGUGUGGAUUGCACGGCUGCUGCCGAUGGAGCGCGUCUUUUACAGCUCUCAGAUAAGACCAGAGCACCGGGAUGAGACAUCUGGGUUCUCACCGCGGAGGAAGUGGCCACGGCAACGGGCGUCGUCUUCUCCGCCUCUGCCAUCAUCCUCUCGGGAUUUUUAUAGGGUACGAAACAAGAGGCGUGGCAAGGGAGGACCGCAUAAUUGUCGAGAGGAUGGAACUGCCGAGCUGCCAAAUAAUAAAGAAGGAUUGGCGCUACAUCUUGUUUCGCCAUCUACUCAUGUGUGCAGAAAGGUGAGUUGCCUACAGGAUGAGUACGUAUUUAACCCCGAUGCAGACUUUGUUGGCGACGGGGCAUUUUCGCGUGUCUUCCGUGCGGUGCCUCUUUUUCGGGGAAAUACAAGUGUGAGCUUUUUUGCAAUCAAAGUUAUUCCCUGCCGAAGGAAGAAGGGGGCCCUUAUGGCUUCAGAAGCGAAAUGGCGUGGCGAAAAAAAGGAGCAGGUAUCCAAGGAAGGUGCAGCUCAUGAAGUCACUGUCCAUUGCAAGAUGCAUGGACGGGAUGUAGAGGUUUCCAUUCAUGGUGGUGGCGGUGUGGAAUAUCAUGACGCUCUGCACCGUGAGUUAGUGGAGAUUGAACGGGAGAUAUCUAUCAUACGAUCAUUGCGCCACACGGGGUGUUCACAAUUUGUGGAGGCGUUGCGUACACCCGAUGAGUUUGUAAUUGUGAUGAACAUGGGGAGAGGUUGCAUGGAUGCACGACGGUACCUUCAACUUAAUGGUCCUCCUUCCGAGGCUCGUGUUGCUCUUAUCAUUUAUCAACUGGUCCGUACUGUUAAAUAUCUGCAGUACACUUAUGGCAUUAUUCACCGGGACAUCAAGCUGGAGAACUUGCUUCUUUCUCAAAUUGACGCCUCCCAGGAUUGCAUUCGGCAGGUUCUUGGCACGGGUUUUGCGACACGUUCGCGUGAGACGGAGUCUACCAUGCAAGACGAGGAUGAGGAGGAGAGUAUAGAAACGCUGGAAUACAAGGAAAACAAGAAGGACGUUCAAAAACCGAGGAACCGUUUGGCAUCGGUAUGGGGCUCUAUUUCUUCUGAACAAAGUUCUGAGAAUUUUGAGCGGCUUUUGAAAGUGACUCUUAUUGACUUUGGCUUGGCCCGUCGUACAACAAAACUCGGUGAAAAAUACCGGAGUCGUGGCUUUAGCGAAGGCAAUGUGGGGAAAUCGCAAAUGAACAGUAGUUGUAGCAACCGAUUUUCUCGUGUGGGCAUGCCUACACCAUUACCAUCCGCAGCCAACAUGUUUAUGUCUGUGGAUAUUGAGAGUGGCUCUGGUGCGUCAAGCAGCGAUGAGACUCCUUCCGAGACUACAUCCUCCAGUGCCAAUGACGAUGAGGAUGAUGACCGCAACGUUAGUUACGGAAGGAUAAAUGUGGACGAUGACGUUGACAAGAACGAGGACGAUGGUGGGGAGGAAGACACGGAGAAAAUUCAUAUGGAGGUUGGAGGCGAUGUAUCGAAAUGCACCACAUCGAUGACAUCCCUUCUUGUCUCCACCGCAGAGCCCUUGGCUCUUGCGGAUGGGGCUGGGAUUGCGAUGGCUGAGGGUCCCGGCGAGUCUACGCUGACUGAAUUCCAGCAAAAAGGCGAAUUGGAGACAGCGACCAUUUUGAAUUCCAAGGAACAAUUCAUCACGCGUUCUUGCGGUGACCCCCUCUACCGUUUUGCGCCAACCAUGCCUUUAACAGCCGCCGCCUUGCAGGGGGCGGGCGCUACCCCGUCGGCUCCGUUUACUGAGCGUGGCGAGCCAAACGCCCGAGCAUGGCGUGAAGAGGGUCAAGAUGAUGGAGAGAUGCUGCUAUUUUUGACGCCAUGCGGCACCGACAAGUAUCUUCCUCCGGAGAUGCUAAGUUGGAUCGUCAGCUACGGAUGGAAAAGGAAACUCACAACACUUCGUAUGGCGCGACAACUUGACGCGUACGCCAUUGGAAUUGUUGCAUACGUCCUCCUCAGUGGCUGCUUCCCCUUUAACGGGGCCUCACGGGCAAGCAUGGCUCAGCAGCAGCAGCGCUGUACCCCAAAGUGCAAUAGUGAUCACUGGAAGCACAUCAGCCUCGAGGCCAUUUCAUUUGUACAGUCCCUUUUGGAACCGAAUCCAGAGCUCCGGAGCACGGUGGCAGAGGCGCUGAAACAACCAUGGCUGCGCCGUGCCGCAAAGUUAGCAGAAAAACUUUCGCUCGUUCCCGAAUCUCUGGAGGAGGUGCCAAUUGGUGGAAAUCCAUCAGCAGAGACAUGCAAGAGGCAAGAAGAGACCCCGAACCAUCUACUUCACGUACACCAGCAGCAGGAUGCAACUCAUCCGGGGAGGAGGUCAUGUGAUAUUUCGUCUGCCGUGGACAGCGGCUGUAACUCGCAGCGUUCUGCUCGCCAUGACAGUCUCAUACACCAAAGUAGCACGACAUGUGCCACACCGCCGUUCCUUGCAUCGAGAGCUGAUCAUGCGGGAACAAGGACUGCGGUUGCAGCGAAGAAUUCAAAGGAGAAAUUGCAUGGGUCAUCCACGGCGACAGCAAUGAGUGAUAAGGAGACAGGCCACGUUGCUCAUGCAUUCUCGCCCCCGACGUGGUCAUCGCAGGUAUCGUUGUCGGCCUCAUCGCCAAGAGAAACGGCCGCGUCACUUUUGGCGCAGAUUUCUGCCACCCGGAAAGCUCUUCACGGGGAUGGCGAUGCUGCCGGGGGGCCGUCAAAUAUCUCGAUAGGGAAGGCGGAGUGGACGGACGACUCUGAGGAGGAGAGCGAUCUCUUCCAGCGCAUUUUUAAAACUGUCAUGUCUGAGCAUUGA
Trypanosoma cruzi is the source of this 3192-nucleotide messenger RNA. Its product is annotated as protein kinase-like protein, putative. Gene Ontology annotation, biological process: protein phosphorylation. Gene Ontology annotation, molecular function: ATP binding; protein kinase activity. The record is from RefSeq and is a predicted model, not a curated record. NCBI's taxonomy places the organism in Eukaryota, Euglenozoa, Kinetoplastea, Trypanosomatida, Trypanosomatidae. Bases 1 to 3192 code for a protein of 1063 amino acids. The transcript has a single exon.